AUGGUGGCUCCGGAUGUCAGCCUGCUCGACGAGGCCGCAUCGGACUGGACAAGUGCAAUUGAGGCGCCAUGGCAAUUGGAUCCUGGUGUUGAUUUCUCCGCUCUCGAGCUCGACUUCGGCCAGAACAGCAUUGACGCUGUGGCGCUCACAAAAAGUCCGCAUUCUCGAGUGGACGGCCAGCGCAGCAGUACGACCGAGGAAUCAACCUUGACCAGGAAUGAUGGUGUUUUGGGUGAGCCUAGACUGGAGUCCUGCUACGUACCGCCACCUGUUGUUAUCGUCGAAGAUAACGACCCGGUUACGCCAGAGCAAAGAGACGUUGUGGAUCUGACCAGCACACCGGGGUUCGAAUACGAUACACUCGGCCGGUUCAACGUGGACACUACCUCAUGCACUCCUCUGACGCCUCCUCCUCCACUGUACCUCUUAAAUGAGAUCGAAUCUUUGCAAUCUCAUUGGCCGCAAUUGCACAUCGAAGCAGAGAUGGUUCGACAUACUGUCUACUUGCUUGGUGACAUUGAUGCAGCAUCCUGCGCCCAACGCCCCGCUCUAUCAUUUCUGCCAGCUGAAUCCUCAGUCAGUCAGUACUAUCCUCGUAUCACACCAUCGUGCUGUCCAGACAGCCGUAUCGACACCCAGCAAGGCCGCCUGAAGGCCGGCCUCGAAGCUCAUUUCGCUACGGCAAACCACUGGGAUAGAGCUCUGGAUAGACUCGAGCAAUGGUGGGACGAACACUGGUGCCUUAUCGAAGAAUUCCCAAAUUUCAUCUUUGCUGAUGAUGUUGCAGAGCUUGCAAAGCUUCGAGCGGCCCGGGACAGACUCCGGAAUGAAUUACCCAUCUCGUGGACUCCUUACUGCUCCAAUAUACUUGAUGAGAUCCAUUUUGCGACAGUGAAAUACCGGUUGUUCCCUCUAGCCCCGACUCCCGAGUAUUCUGCCAUUGUCCGAUAUCUAAUGGACUCUAGGCUGAACGUCGACACAACUGACGAACAUUAUCAGCAUCCCCUUCACUGGGCUUGCUCUUUCGGAAAAGCGUCUGCAGCAAAACUUCUGUUCAUGUCCAGCCCAGAUUUCCUCAAACGAAGAGACGAUACAGGCCGGCGACCUCUCGACGUAGCGGUGGAUCGCGACCAUCUCGACGUUGCCAUCGAGCUUCUCCACCACGCCUGCCAGAGAUACUACAAAUUGCGCUCGCCCCUGCAACUCACCUGCAAGUACGGCAAUGCUGCUCUCGUCAAAGCGCUUCUCGCAAGCGGAGAGUGCCAUGGGCUGGAAGAAGCAUUCAACACUGCCUUGCGCUACGCAUCAGUUGGCACGGUCAAACUGCUUCUCGGAGCAGGGUCAAAGCUCAAAGACCUGGGGGAACUCCUCGAAAGCAUACAGCACGAUACAUGUCCCGAUGGGAAGGAGAAGCUGCUCCUGCUGUGUCAACAUGGACAGCUCGUACGUCCUCAAGACCCUAUCGGCAAGUCUCUCGCUCACGCUUCUGGGGCUAUGGGUUGA
Messenger RNA from Saxophila tyrrhenica, 1503 nucleotides. RefSeq lists its product as uncharacterized. The coding region runs from base 1 to 1503 and encodes 500 amino acids. The record is from RefSeq and is a predicted model, not a curated record. Gene Ontology annotation, molecular function: protein binding. NCBI's taxonomy places the organism in Eukaryota, Fungi, Ascomycota, Dothideomycetes, Mycosphaerellales, Extremaceae. The transcript has 2 exons.